This is a messenger RNA of Monodelphis domestica (gray short-tailed opossum), 1221 nucleotides long. Its product is annotated as gasdermin-A-like. The record is from RefSeq and is a predicted model, not a curated record. NCBI's taxonomy places the organism in Eukaryota, Metazoa, Chordata, Mammalia, Didelphimorphia, Didelphidae. Gene Ontology annotation, biological process: defense response to bacterium; pyroptotic inflammatory response. Gene Ontology annotation, molecular function: phosphatidylinositol-4,5-bisphosphate binding; phosphatidylserine binding; phosphatidylinositol-4-phosphate binding.
AUGCCCUCCAUGUUUGAACGUGAUGCCAAGAAGGUAGUCAAAGAGCUGGGGAAGAGGGAUCUCAUACCCGUCCAGAGUCUUCUCACCUCUCCUCGAUUCCACCCCUUCUGCCUGAUUCGGAAGAAGGAAAAAAAAUUUCCCUGGUUCUUUGAACCUACCUUCUUGGAUACAUAUUUCUCCCUCAUGGACAUCUUGGAGCCAAGUUCCUCAGUCCCAGAAGUGACGUCAAGCAAACCCCUCCAUUUCUAUGAAACAGAGUAUACGGAGUUACAGGGAAAUAUGGAUCUGAAUGUGACCCGUGAGGUGCAGGGGAAGGUGACAGGGGCUACCACAUCAUCCCACAACUUGGCUCUGAAGCUACAGAUCCUCACUGUUGUCCCACAAAUCUGGGAGACCUUGAUGGAGAGAAAAGUGAAGUCAAAGCACUCCUUCCUUCAAGAGGUGCAAAAUCGUGGGGAAAAACUUUACGUGGUGGCAGAGGCUGUAGAGAUCAUAGAAGAUACAAUUCUGAUGCAAUCCAACAAAAAUGAAGGCUCAAUACAGGCAUCCCUGGGACAACUAUCUUCUCUCCCAGGCAUUAACUUCAAGGGCGAAGGUAAAGGUCAAACAGAUGGAAAAAAGGGAGUGAGUGUUAACCAGGGCUACAUCGUGGCUUUUCGAGCUCUGGAGCUCUUCAUUCACAAUGAUAAAUGGAUGGAAGAAUUCUACAUUGAUAGAUUGACUGGGAAACAUAUCUAUGCUCCAACAAAUUUUGAGGAAUUUCAGGAAAUGAUGAUAAGGGAGCAAGAAGCUCUUCUCAAAGGGUCCAGAGAGCUCCGGGUCACACUGCUCCAUGUAAUCCAAAAUAUACUAGGAAACAGGAAGGCUCUACACGACCUGGAGGACAUGCUGGAUCAGGUGCCAGACAUGAGAGAGAAGGGGCAAUUGGAAGGCCCUGGGGUCUGCAUCCUAAAACACCUACAAGACAACUCAGGAGAUGCAUCCAACCAACAGACAGAGAGCAUCCUCUACUUCCUCGGCGCACUAAUGAUCCUGACUGACACUCAGCAAGAGCUGCUGGCCCAGUCCCUGGAGAAGAGGAUCCUGCCUCAGCAGCUGGAACUGGUGAGAAAACCCAGGGAGACCACAAUCUUGGAGAGGGUGAUGAGGAGUCAAGGGAGGGAGAGGAGGAGGGUAAUAGAAGAAAUGAUGGCAGGUGGCGCUAAUUUCAAAUCUUCUUGA